AUGAAGAGAUUGGGUCGUCUUCGCUAUUUUCUGGGUCUUGAGAUUUAUGAUUCCUCUGAUGGCUUCUAUUUGUCUCAAGCCAAGUAUGCCUCUGAUCUUCUUUCUCGGGCCGGUCUCACUGAUUGCCAGACAGCUUCCACACCUCUUGAUUAUGAUAUUCGUCUUACUCCAUUGGAUGGUUCUCUUCUUGAGGAUCCUACGUUAUAUCGCCAGCUCGUUGGGAGUUUGAUAUAUUUGACUGUCACUCGGCCUGAUAUAGCUCAUGCUGUUCAUAUUGUGAGUCAAUUUAUUGCUGCUCCGAGAACCACACAUCAUUCUGCUGUGUUGCACAUCCUUCGCUAUGUGAAGGGCACCUUAUUGCAUGGUUUACAUUUCUCGACCAGUUCUUCCUUGUCCCUUAGCGGCUACUCUGAUGCAGAUUGGGCUGGAGAUCCUACCGAUCGUCGCUCCAAUACCGGGUAUUGCUUCUUCUUAGGUGAUUCACUUGUCUCUUGGCGCAGUAAGAAGCAAACCUUGGUUUCCCGUUCGAGUGCCGAGUCUGAGUAUCGUGCUCUUGCUGAUUCCACCGCAGAGCUAUUAUGGUUGCGUCGAUUACUUGCUGAUCUUGGUGUCCCUCAGUCAUCCUCUACUGCUCUUCAUUGUGAUAGCCAGAGCGCUGUCAAGAUGUCUCAUAAUGAUACGUUUCAUGAGCAUAGCGGAUGUCUUCACGAAGUCUCUCCUUCCCGGUCGCUUUUGUUUACUUCUUAG
Striga hermonthica is the source of this 747-nucleotide messenger RNA. NCBI's taxonomy places the organism in Eukaryota, Viridiplantae, Streptophyta, Magnoliopsida, Lamiales, Orobanchaceae. The record is from the annotation of a GenBank genome assembly.